Molecule: messenger RNA, 663 nt
Organism: Cloeon dipterum
Lineage: Eukaryota; Metazoa; Arthropoda; Insecta; Ephemeroptera; Baetidae
Gene: Pa1
Product: PTIP associated 1
Exons: 4
Coding region: 62-466 (134 amino acids)
Biological process (GO): positive regulation of cell cycle G1/S phase transition; positive regulation of intracellular estrogen receptor signaling pathway
Cellular component (GO): MLL3/4 complex
Molecular function (GO): nuclear estrogen receptor binding
Source: RefSeq, a predicted model, not a curated record
AGGGGAAGGGCAGCGGCAGCAUCAGAUCAGGUGAACAAGAUCGAAAAUUUUGAAAACCAUAAUGUCUGAAGCCACUGAGGACUGGACGGUAGAAUGUUCAGACGAUGAACGCUACUCUGCUAGAGAUGAACAGUCAAGUAGCUGGAUCCCUGUGGCCAGUGAAAUUAAGAAAUUGUUUGAAACCCUGGAUAAGAACCAAAUAUUAGACCUUUCUUGGCAAUGCCCAGGAAAAAGAAACCCAAAAUCAGACGAAAGGGACCUAGAAACUAACGAAUUUGAGGAAGAAGAGGAAACUCCAAACAACACCGACUUUGACUUUGCUGACGAAACAGCCACUCCAAAACUCAGACGUGCCAUGGAUAAUUCUGGCAGGGGUUCAGCGAGAAAGAAAACCACGAGUUUAGACUCAGUGCUGUCAAAUAUGAGAAGACACAGGCAACUCGAAGAGUCCGAAAGAAAAGAUUGAUAUUUUUCUAGGUGUGUUGUGUAAUUAUGCAAAUCAAGUGUGCGUUUUUAUAUACUCAUUUUAUUCAAAUUUCUAAAUCGUCAUCUGGAUCAUAAUCAUCCAUUUCAUCCCAUGUGUCGGAUUCUUCAGGCUCAUAUUCAAUUUUUCCUUGUCCUCGUAGGGGCAGAUUGUCUCUAAAUAAAGCAACAAAACAAAUA